Fomitopsis serialis is the source of this 3249-nucleotide messenger RNA. RefSeq names its product thiolase-like protein. The transcript is spliced from 14 exons. Gene Ontology annotation, molecular function: 3-oxoacyl-[acyl-carrier-protein] synthase activity; fatty acid synthase activity. The record is from RefSeq and is a predicted model, not a curated record. Bases 1 to 3249 code for a protein of 1082 amino acids. Gene Ontology annotation, biological process: fatty acid biosynthetic process. NCBI's taxonomy places the organism in Eukaryota, Fungi, Basidiomycota, Agaricomycetes, Polyporales, Fomitopsidaceae.
AUGACUUCAAUCGCCAUAGUUGGCGUCUCAGUGGAGCUUCCCAGUGGGAAGUAUUCGCCGAAGAAUCUUGACCAUGACACCUUCUUCAAGCUCUUGCUUGAUAGGGCUGAUGCAUAUGAACGCAUGCCAGCGGAACGUUUCAAUGCAAAUGCAUGGCUCGGAAACCAUCUCGGAGCGAUUCAUGUUGAUACGGGUGCCUUCCUGAAGGACAUCAACAUGUUCGACAAUGUCGAGUUUGGAGUGUCAACUAGGGAUGCACGUAGCAUGGCUCCAGCAACAAGAAGACUCCUUGAGAACGCCUUCCUCGCUUUGCUCGACUCUGGCAUUGAUUAUCGAUCGCGGAACGUUGGCUGCUUUGCGUCAGCGACAGGAUUCGACUUGUCGACCGUAUCUGAACCGGAUGAAUACGACGAACGGGGUUCGUUUGCGGGAUAUCCGUCCAUGGUAGCCAAUCGGAUUUCUACCCAUCUCGAUCUGCUCGGCCCAUCUGUUCCGACCGAUACGGCAUGCAGCUCAACUUUAACCGCGUUCCAUCUCGCGGUCCAGGCCAUCUCACAGGGAGACUGCGAGGCUGCCGUUGUGGCUGGAUGUCAGUUGAACCAUCGCUUCUCUAGGGGAGAAGGUUGUAUAGCUAUAGUGCUCAAACCACUUGAGCGUGCUCUCCAAGAUCACGAUCGCGUCUAUGCCACGGUUUUGGGCACAUCGCUCAAUUCGUCAGGAGGUGCUGCCCCUCCGGGCGCUCCAGUUGCGGACGCGCAGCGCGCGGCGAUGAUGCGAGCGUUUGCGCAGGCGAACAGGAAUUUCAAAGAUGUAGAUUACGUUGAAUUGCAUGCAACCGGUACAGCGAAAGGAGAUCCUACGGAGGCGAACUGGGUCGGCGCGGAAUGUUCGCGUGAAGACGAGCUGCUCAUCGGCAGCGUCAAGAGCAACAUUGGACAUACCGAAAUUGUGGCUUUCCUGGCAUCGUUGUGCAAAGUGAUAUCGAUCUUCAAGACUGGGACCAUACCUCCGGCUGUGAACCUGCGUACGCUGAACCCUGCAAUCGAGUGGGAGAAGCACAAGCUUCGCGUUCCUUUGUGCGCCACGCAACUUCCAUGCCGGAAUGGGAAGAGACCGCUAGUGUCUAUAGCCAGUUCAGGCAUCGGCGGGUCGAACGGCCACGCUGUCUUGGAAGGACCUCCCCCAGCACCUACACUCGACGGUUCGGCAGUAUCUGGUCCGGUGGUCUUGAUGGCAUGCGGACUCUCCUCGCGUAGCGCCACUUCCAUAGGACAGUCGCUGCAAAGCUCGGCACUUGUGGAUUUGCGUGCGCUAUCAACGGCGUUAGGCCGACGUGCUAAGCAGAUGUCCUGGAGGUCCUAUGCUAUCGUUGAGGAGGGCUCCAAAGGCGCCAUCACAUUCUCUGCCCCUCAGCAUUGCCAGCGAACAAAACCUCUCGUCGUGUUUUUGUUCUCGGGUCAAGGCCCACAACACCCGGAUAUGGGUCGCGAACUCUUCGACAGAUUCCCUGUCUUCAGGGAUAGUGUUCUCGAAAUGGAUGUUAUUUUCGAGCGGCUGACGGGAAAGUCGAUUAUCAGGGACCACGGUCUCUUUUCGGGGACGUCCUGCGUUGCGGAUGGAACCUGGCCAAUUUCACUCAUUCUGCCUUCCAUCGCUGUAUUUCAAAUGGCGCUCUUUGACUUGCUCAUACACCUGGGAGUUAGACCCGACGUUGUUCUCGGACACUCUGCCGGUGAAACGUCGGUUCUCUACGCCUCAGGCGCAGCUCCGAAGGCGAUGGCCGUAGAGCUAGCGAUCCUGCGAGGACGAACAUUCUCAUCAAUGGAAGAUCUGGGCGGUACAAUGGCGGCUGUGUCGUGUAUGCCGGAAGAGGCCGAGCUGCUCCUAAAUCAAGUUCGCCGGGAAGACGACAGGAGCAUCAUUGACAUAGCCUGCUACAAUUCUCCGUCUGCGGUUGCCAUCUCUGGGCAUGCAGUAGCAAUAGAUCAGUUCUUGGAGCUAGCACUCGUCCGUGGCUACUUCUGUCGCAAAAUCAGGACCCGAGUACCAAUCCAUUCGUCCAUGAUGGACCGGUGUCGCGACGAAUAUGUCCAGGCGCUUCGUGACCUGUUCGGCCGCUACCCAGGCUGCCAUGUACCGAGCGUUACGACAUAUUCUACAUUGACUGGCGCUCGGUUUGAAGGCCCCUACGACGCCGAAUACUUCUGGAAGAACACGCGGAACCCUGUCCUGUUCACACACACAAUCCAGGAGCUUGCUCGUGCGCAUUCCACGACAACCAUUGAGAUCUCUCCACAUCCUGUUUUGUCGUCCUACAUCUCGCAGAUCACCCAAGGCGCCAGUGCGGUCUUCCCGUCGACCCACAGACGGAAGCAAGGCCGUCCAUCUACGGAACAUCGCGAUCUGUUGGAACUAUGCGGACAACUUACUUCCGCGGGUCACAAUAGUGUCAACUUCACGGUGCUCAAUGGACGCGCGUGUUACGAGUUGAGCACUCCGUUGCCGGAGUAUCCCUUUGUACGAAAAGCAUUUCCUCUAUACCCCGAUACUUCCGAGUGUGUGAAGCAAAUGCAGCCACACAACGGACCGCUGAAUCAUGAUUACCUCAAAGUGAAUAAGGAUACACAUCCGACGCUGGCGGAGCAUGUCAUCAGAGGAGAGCCAAUCAUGCCUGCUGCCGGUUUUAUUGAGAUGGCACUGGAAUAUGGGGCUACGACCUUGAUGAAUGUGGACAUGCGAAGCAUCCUGUCCUUGUCGUCCGAGAGGCCCAUGAAGGUUGAUAUCUCCCGCGAUGGCUUCCUUUGGGCUGUGAAGACUUCGAUUUCGUCCAGUCAUGCCGCUUCGGCGCCGACCGAACGGACACACGCGAGCGGAUACCUGUCAUUUGAACCACCGACGCCCCAGACUCCGUUAGACAUUCCCGCCAUACGUCAACGAUGCGAAGGGUAUACUGGAUCCUCGUUCUAUCAUUCACUUGCGUACUUCUCUGCGUACGGUGCGUGCUUCCGUAGAGUCACGGAAGUCUUUUAUGGCUAUCACGAGGCCUUGGUAUCGAUCAAGGGUAUGGACGAUGCGUUAGAGCGGCCAUUUCAUGGGGACCAUGGCCCGAACAACUACUACUUGCCCGCGCACGUCGACGCUGUCAUUCUUCAUUGCCCUCCUCGGGCUCACUUCUUCCCCGAGCAUAUCUAUACGCACACCGUUCUGAAGAAAUGGACACCUUUUUGCAUCAGCGUCCGUGUUCUAUGA